This is a messenger RNA of Meloidogyne enterolobii, 639 nucleotides long. The record is from the annotation of a GenBank genome assembly. NCBI's taxonomy places the organism in Eukaryota, Metazoa, Nematoda, Chromadorea, Rhabditida, Meloidogynidae.
AUGAGUACGAGCAAAACAGAGAUUUAUAAGCACUUUAGCUUCAAUGAUCAUAAAUUUGGUCAAAAAUACUUUAAAAAAACUAAAAUUAUUUAUAAAAAAACAAAUACCUCCUUCCUCUUUACAGACUCUCCAACUUCUUCGGGGACAACAACAACGUCAAUACUUCCUCAUUUAUACCCUCCUUUACCUCAACAGCAACAACCAAAUACAUAUGCAUCUACAAUCAUUAAUAAUCAAUCACAAAAAAAUCCAACUAAUUCUGUUUUUCCUCCUCAAUAUAACACCAACAAUAUUUCAUCUAUUCUCCCAUCUACUUCAAUAUUACCACCAGAAACACAGCAAAACCCCAAAGCAAAAACAUUUAACCCAACAACAAGCCAAACAAGUUUUGAACAUUUCCCAACAUUCCCAACAAACUUAUUUGAACAACAAAAACAUUUUAAACAACAAAAUGUUUUCCCCCAAAAUUAUUAUAACCAACAUGUUUUUAAUUCAAUUCAAACACAAAAACAACAACAAACAACAGAAAACAAUCCAAACAUUUAUUUAAAUCAAAACAUUACAACUUUACAACAACAACAACAAAAUGUUUCUUCAACAUUUCCUCCCUCUUCUUGUAAAUUUAAAAUUUGUUUUUAA